This is a messenger RNA of Pseudophryne corroboree (corroboree frog), 1638 nucleotides long. Its product is annotated as gastrula zinc finger protein XlCGF17.1-like. The coding region runs from base 408 to 1268 and encodes 286 amino acids. The transcript has 3 exons. The record is from RefSeq and is a predicted model, not a curated record. Lineage: Eukaryota; Metazoa; Chordata; Amphibia; Anura; Myobatrachidae.
ACCCGGUUACAGGGUGUCUCACUGAGGAAGCCAGAAAGUGAAACAGCUGUCUGAGGAGACUCCGUGCAGUGCAGCCACUGCUGGAACCGCACACCCUGAUAUCCACGCGCAAUCUUAGGCUGUAUCAGGCCACUGAUAGCUGAUGAAGGAGCUGCUGGAUGAGUUACUGGUUGGAGAGCUGGACGGAUGGAGCAGUAAGAGACAGAGGAAGAAUCUCCAGAGUAAGUACAUGACAAAUAAGAAGCAGGAUUCCCUUAACGCAUGUUAGAAGACAUUGUGGAAAGGGACAAUCAAGCAAGCUAAAGGCGUAAUUUCUCCGUACACCUCUGGAGGAUUUACACAAACUAUUUUCAUUGUCUGAAUAGGAGAAACCUUCUGCAGCUAAUUUGUAUCUAGGCUAAUACAGGAUGAGUCUCACUGGAGAGAAACUGCAUCUGUGCUCUGAGUGUGACAAACACUUUAAAUAUAAAUCAAAACUAAUCUCACAUCAGAGGAGUCACACAGGGGAGAAGCCUUUUAAAUGUUCUGAAUGUAGCAAGUGUUUUUCCCUUAAGCAAAAUCUUGUUAAACAUCAGAGGUGUCACACAGGAGAGAAACCAUUUACAUGUUCUGAAUGCAGCAAAUGUUAUUACCGUAAUUCACAUCUUGUAAUACAUCAGAUGAGUCACUCAGGAGAAAAACCAUUUAAAUGCUCUGAAUGUAGCAAGUGUUUUACAAAGAAGCAAGAACUUGUUAGACAUCAGAGGAGUCACACAGGAGAGAGACCAUUUACAUGCUCUGAAUGUAACAAGUGUUUUUUUUCCAAGAGAGAACUUGUUAUACAUCAGAGGAUUCACACAGGAGAGAAACUAUUUCAAUGUUCUGAAUGCAGCAAAUGUUUUUCCCAGAAUUCACAUCUUGUUAUACAUCAGAGGACUCACAAAGGAGAGAAACCAUUUAAAUGUUCUGAAUGCAGCAAGUGUUUUACAAAGAAGCAACGACUUGUUAUACAUCACAGAAUUCACACAGGAGAGAAACCUUUUAAAUGCGUUGAAUGUAUCAAGUGUUUUGCCGAGAAGCAAGAUCUUGUUAUACAUCAGAGGAGUCACACAGGAGAGCGACCAUUUAAAUGCUCUGACUGUAGCAAGUGUUUUACCCAAAAGUCAAACCUUGUUACUCAUCAGAGGAGUCACACAGGAGAGAAGCCAUUUAAAUGCUCUGAAUGCAGCAAGUGUUUUACCCAAAAGUCACAUCUUGUUAAACAUCAGAGGAGUCACACAGUAGAGUAACCAUAUAAUCAAUUUUGUUAAAGACUGGAGAAGAGAAACAUUCAAUGUCCAUUAAUAUUUUCACAAAAAAGAUUACAUAUGAGAUGAUCACUUCACUGAAGCUUUAACAAGGCAAAUAUAGUCCAAUGAUAGAACACAGCUAUGAUUGCAUAUAUUAAUCAGCUCAGGUGAGCACAAAGUAAAGAGAGAAUAUAUAUUGUCUCUAUCCACAGGAAUAGAGUAAAUGUAAUAAAUAAUGCAGGCCACAUGUGUGUGAAAUCUUAUUGAUGCAUGUAUAUACUGUAAUGUAGAAACUCAAUAGAAAUUUGUGAAAUAUAAAAGGCAUAAAGAACUUCUAGAAAAUCUCAUUCAAGGAGAUGAGAUACCCAAA